GGCGGAAGUCGUGGUCAUGGGUGAAAGUUGAUUGGAGCGCGUUGCGUUGUCUUUGUACGCUCAGAGUGGAGUCUCAUCACGCAAUUGUGUGUCUUCCCUCUUCCCCGAAUCCUCUCUAAAUUCCCUCCCGAACCUUUCCCCCUUUUUACCCUAUAAACCCUACCCCUCCCCUGAACUCAUCUCCAGGGUUGGAACAGGUUCAAUAGUGGUGACCAAAGAGCAUACAGUGAACCAGGUAUAUCUCCAAAGCACAGGGAUGGACUCCAGCGUGAUUGAAGGUGGACUCAAUGUCACUCUCACCAUCAGGCUGCUUAUGCAUGGUAAAGAGGUUGGCAGCAUCAUUGGAAAGAAAGGUGAAUCGGUGAAGAAGAUGCGAGAAGAGAGUGGAGCUCGCAUCAACAUCUCGGAAGGGAACUGCCCAGAGCGCAUCAUCACCCUGGCAGGACCCACCACUGCCAUUUUUAAAGCCUUCUCCAUGAUCAUUGAUAAACUCGAAGAGGACAUUAGCAGCUCAAUGUCUAAUAGUACAGCCACCUCAAAGCCUCCCGUCACACUGCGCAUUGUAGUGCCGGCUAGCCAGUGUGGGUCUCUUAUCGGUAAAGGUGGCUGCAAGAUCAAAGAGAUUCGAGAGUCAACGGGAGCUCAGGUACAGGUGGCAGGAGACAUGCUACCUAACUCUACUGAAAGAGCCAUUACCAUUGCUGGGACACCGCUUUCCAUCAUUGAGUGUGUCAAACAGAUCUGUGUUGUCAUGCUGGAGUCUCCUCCCAAAGGUGUCACCAUCCCUUAUCGACCCAAACCCUCAGGUUCGCCUGUUAUCUUUGCUGGAGGACAGGUUAGUGUUGCUGUUGUGCAGAAAUUAUGCAAUAUUUUUUAUAUUAGUUAUAAUCUACAGAACAAAAUUUUCUUUUUUUUUUCCUUUUCUUUUAAGGCAUAUGCGGUGCAGGGACAGCAUGCCAUUCCCCAACCUGAUCUCACAAAACUUCACCAAUUGGCGAUGCAGCAAAGUCCGUUUCCUUUGGCUCCAAGUAGCCAGGGAUUCACUGCUGGCAUGGAUGCCACCACACAAACCGGCUCUCAUGAACUAACCAUUCCAAAUGACUUGAUUGGCUGCAUCAUUGGCCGUCAAGGUGCCAAGAUAAAUGAGAUUCGCCAGAUGUCAGGAGCUCAGAUUAAGAUCGCCAAUCCUGUUGAAGGCUCCAAUGACCGCCAAGUCACCAUCACUGGCUCCCCAGCCAGCAUCAGCUUGGCUGAAUACCUCAUCAAUGCUAGACUUUCUUCUGAGGCAACAGGACUGGCCACAAACUGAGCUUCUCGUACGCUGCCAUAUCUCCAUUAGCCAGUUACCCCCACCCCCGCUACCUAUACAUACAUAAUUACACACACACGUACACGCACACAAACACGUGUGCGCACUCACUUUCUGCAAAAACAAACAAAAAAAAGCAACCAAGUAUUCUCAACCCAGCUUUUGUCCUCACCCAUGCAGGCUGUGCUUCAUAAAUAUAUUUUCUGGAAGUUAAUAUGCAUAGGUAUUUUAUUUAUUUAUUUCAUGGACAUGUUUUUAAAAAUCCCUUUUGCGUAUAGUUUUUAACAUUUUGGUUUUCAACAUAUCCUGUUGUACACAAUAUGAUUUAAAAAGUACUUCUGAUAAUCUGAUAAGACAACUUUUUUUUAAAGAUAAGAUUUUUGUAAGAGAUUUUUCUUACAAAACCUAUGGGGGAGCUAAUAACACAAACUUAGUUCACAGCUUUUUUUCAGUGUACCAUACAAAUUUGUCUAUUUAUUUUAAUUUAUAUCCAGGGAACGGUCUCUUUCCGAGUUUCAGAUGUGUUUAUGUAGACAUGCUCCAUUACGCGUUUCCUGGUUCUUUUGUCUUUUUGUUCCCCCCCCCCCCCCUGUUACGUACCCUGUCACCCAAUUUGUGAAGUAUUUCAGUCAGAUUGAAGGCUGCAGUGUAUUUGUAUGAUUUCUGGUCAAAUGUCAUAUCUUGUCAUUCCUGUUUACUAUUUUCCCCCCUGAAGCCGAAGGCCAUUUUGAUAGCGGGAUGGGCAAGAGCGUAUCAGACGUUUCUGAAAAAAAAAAGAAAAAAUUGAUAAAUAUUACUGAUGUGAUAAGUUGAUUAAUAUUUCUUUUAAAACAGAGAGAAUAUUUUUUUUAACCUAUUGGGGUGGGGAGCCUGCAAAGGAUUCCAAACUGACUCAUUGUUUAUAUGGUGUGACUGAUUAAUCAACUAGAAGGAUCAUUCUAGAAGUAACACUAGUUUCCUCUUUUCUCAGUUUGCUUGGUUAAAAUUUUUAUUUUGUAAAGGAGAACCUAAAACCUUUUUUUGUGCACGUUUUCAGAAUAUUCUAGAUUUGAAGUGCAACAGGAAUGAAAAAAAAAACAACUAUAAAAUGCAAAUUAAAAUGAUGUGAAAUGCUGAAACUAUUAAAGGAAUGUGGGUUUUUGUCCA
Molecule: messenger RNA, 2455 nt
Organism: Silurus meridionalis
Lineage: Eukaryota; Metazoa; Chordata; Actinopteri; Siluriformes; Siluridae
Gene: pcbp2
Product: poly(rC) binding protein 2
Exons: 11
Coding region: 257-1309 (350 amino acids)
Biological process (GO): regulation of gene expression; regulation of RNA metabolic process
Cellular component (GO): nucleus; cytoplasm; nucleoplasm
Molecular function (GO): mRNA binding; single-stranded DNA binding
Source: RefSeq, a predicted model, not a curated record